This is a messenger RNA of Aureobasidium musti, 927 nucleotides long. The record is from the annotation of a GenBank genome assembly. Lineage: Eukaryota; Fungi; Ascomycota; Dothideomycetes; Dothideales; Saccotheciaceae.
AUGGAAGCACUAUUAUCCCUCUCUUUCGACAACACGUCUUCCAAGGACAUCAUCAAGAUCCGCAAAGGCUUGCGCCAGAUUGAAGGUCUGCUGGCUCAGAUCUGCAUCCCUCCCUCAUGUUCUCAGCAAAAGCGCCGUCCAUCGUCAUCUCGUCUGUCUGGCGACACCCUCCUGCCGCCUAGACAGUUGAGCACCCUGUGCCAGGAUCCUGCCUACCGAGAGUUCUUUCGCCUGCAAGAGGGCUUUGAGUGGAAUGGUACGGCUUCUACCACAUGCGACUCCUCCAGUCCACUGACAUGUUCCUCUNNAGUCGCCUCUCGCCUGAUGGCCUGUCUCGAGACGUUGCUGGGAAUGCCCAAUGGUAACUACCCACAUCUCAAUCACGACUACUGUAACCUCAUUCUGACCUCUCCCNNAGCAACUCAAUCCAACGCCAUCAUCCUCUCCGCCCUCGAUAUCCUCCAAGGAGUCCUUCUCCUCCACCCUCCUUCACGCGCUCUUUUCCGACGCGAGAGUUACAUGGACCUUCUUCUUGAUCUUCUCGAUGCUGCAAAUCCACCCGUCGUCCAGUCGCAGGCUCUCCUUGUCCUCGUUACCGCUCUCCUUGCAACUCCCGAAAGCACUCGCACCUUCGAGAAGAUGGACGGCCUCCUUGCUAUCGCCAGCUUGUUCAAGUCACGCAGCACCUCCAGAGAAGUCAAGCUGAAGGUCGUCGAAUUCCUCUACUUCUAUCUCAUGCCCGAAUCCCCUUCUGCCAACUCUUCCUCGGCUGGUCCGCAGAAGAAGUCCAGCAAGCGCCGUAACACAAAUGAGAGUGUCGCCUUCUCAAAGACGACAGACGAGAAACAACGCCUGCUUGGCCAGUACCUGAGCAACGUCAACGAGCUUGUCCAGGACCUCAAGGAGAAUGCCCCCUUUGCUUUCUAA